Messenger RNA from Leguminivora glycinivorella, 3661 nucleotides. RefSeq names its product F-box/LRR-repeat protein 7-like. The transcript has 13 exons. Gene Ontology annotation, biological process: SCF-dependent proteasomal ubiquitin-dependent protein catabolic process. Gene Ontology annotation, molecular function: RNA binding; protein binding. The coding region runs from base 159 to 2267 and encodes 702 amino acids. Gene Ontology annotation, cellular component: SCF ubiquitin ligase complex. NCBI's taxonomy places the organism in Eukaryota, Metazoa, Arthropoda, Insecta, Lepidoptera, Tortricidae. The record is from RefSeq and is a predicted model, not a curated record.
ACCGUUGUAUGUUGACUGACUGCAUUUUGCGAUUAUCAAUUUUAUUUCGUGUUAUUUCCUUAAAUUUUUUGUGUUUAUGCCAACACAGUAUUAUAAUGUUUACUUAUUAAAUCUCAAAGUAACUGUACGAUUGAGCUGUUAAUCGUAUACAGUUCGCCAUGUGGGAAUUCGAGGAUGUGCUUGAAGAAGCGCUCGAGGAUGCACGAGUCUUCGGCCCAGAGUUACUUCACGUCGCUCGCCGUGAAAUUUAUGCCCUAAAUUCGAAUCUUGAUAUUACUCCAUACGGUUUACGAAGUGUACCCACUCAUACGGAAGAUGGUAUACCCAUUCGGAAGCUGUAUGUUUCAAACCUACCCCCAAAGACAUCCCGAACAGAGCUGUUUGGUGUGUUUGCUCAAUAUGGAUUUAUCAAAAGCUGCUGGCUGCGAAUGGGAGACAGGGGCCCAAACAGAACUCCUACUCCUACAUACGCAUUUGUGACCUUCAGCGAUCCCGCAGAUGCGCACAAAGCCCUAAUGGCACCAGAUCAAGAGAAGAUACUCAAAGGUUACAAGCUCAAAACAUCUCCCGCGGACAGCUGGCACCAACCUGCUGAGGAUGCUGAUGGCCAAGUCCUGUGGAAGUCUAGGACCCGGCAAUAUGGCAGUAGUCCAGCUCCAGAACAGGGCCAAGUUCCUUUGGAAUCUUCAACGGACAGUGGAGAAGCUGCAACACAGGAAAAUAAUGCAGAGGCAAAUGCAGAAGAUAAUGAAAACACAGAGAAGACAUACACAAUAUUAGACAUACUGAAUAGAGACUGCCUAGCGCACGUACUCAACUUCAUUCCCAUCAUAGACUUGAUCCGGUCCGAGCGAGUGAGCAAGCGCUGGCAGAGCUUGGUCCAGGAACAUAUUAAUGGUAUUCGCAAAUUUAAGACGUCAUGGUGGCAACACGGUACAGUUACGUUGACGACUGCGGUAUUACGGCGGGUACUACAGCGAUUGGGUCCGAACCUAACAAAAUUGCACAUCGACCACCACUGGUCGGCGCUGAACGACCGCACGGCGCACACGGUCGGCAAGUUCUGCCCCAACCUGGAGGAGCUCAAGGUUGUUGGGAUGUAUACUAAAAAUUGGAAUCCACUUAUUUAUGGAUGUAAAUUUUUAAAAGCUCUGACCUUUGUCUCUUGCAACAAGCUGUCCGACUCAAGUUUAGUACGAAUAGUAAAAAGCGAGGCGAGCAUAGAAAGCAUAACAGUAGCCAACAACACGCACGUGACCGGUCUCUUCCUCACCGGCUCCAACCCGCCGCGGCUACACACGCUCUCGUUCUACAACUGCUACAGCCUGCAGGGCACCGUCAUAUGCGCCGCCAUAGACACCCUACCCAACCUCAAAACCCUCCGGCUAGACGUAUGCCCCGUCACCAUGUGGAAGAUCAUUCCCCUCAUACUCAACAAGCUGCCGCAACUAGAGGAACUGUCCCUCAGCGAAUACACAUCCAUGGAAGUCUGCUCGACGCCACAAGUCAACAUCGACUUUUGCGAAUCGCUUUCCAAGAUGACUGAGUUGAAAGUUUUGAACCUCAGCAGGAAUAUUUACAUAAAUAACGCGAUACUGAAGACGGUCGCACAGACGUGCAGCAAGUUGGAGUCUCUGAAUAUCUCUAGUUGUAAUUCUAGAAAGAUCAACCCUCAACCAGUUGUAACUUCAGGCGUAAGCGACGAGGGCAUCCUAACCAUAUGCCGGUCGUGCACUGCGCUCCGUAAACUGGACAUCUCGUACAUCGCGCUGCUGACGGACGCGGGCGUCGCGGCCGCCGUGCGGUGCGCGCGCCUCGCGAGUCUCACCGCGCGCGGCAACGCCUCACUCACCGCCGCGCCUUUUACUACCGUGUUGGACGGCUGUACCCAGCUACAGGAGCUGGAUGUGUGUGGCUGCGACAGCGUGUCCGAAGAGCUGGUGGAGGCGGCCACGGCGGCGCUGGCGCGGACGCCGCGCCCGCUCGUGCUGCGGAUGGGAGGAACCGCCGCCAUGCAAGAGAGUUACCCCUCGCACAAGCUACUGGUAGUGGACACGGAGGACCUGAGCAACCCGCACCUGAGGCCGGACUUCGUGGACCGCAUCUUCGAGGACAGCUCCGACGACUCGCUCGACGACCCCUAUGACCACGACAACUUCGACGACUUCUUCGGAUCCGACGGAGACGAAGAAGGGUGGGAAGAUCUCGACUACGACGACGCGAUGUACGCAUACGGGCUGCACCCGCAGAACAUGCUGCUCAUGUAACGACUCUGGCCCCGUCCACCGGCUCCACGGAAUGUAUAUUAACUUGUGUUGUACGCUUACUAUUUAUUUAUACAAUCAGUGCCCGACUGCAUAAUAAAGUACAAGGUGUUAUGCAAGCUCCACAAAAGGAUUAUUGAUGGAGUCAACUUAGAAGUUUAUCUGUGAUUGUUUUUAUUUUAUUAUUUCCAUGUGUAUUUAGAUAAUAGAAAAUCAUAUCCUAUUUUUUUAAUAUCAAUGUUAAUAGGAAACGAGUUUGUUUCUCAUGUCCACCAUGUUGAGUGUUAGUGAAAUUUUCGUUCAAAACUGAUAACUGUGAUUGAUGGAGCUUGUAUUGUUAUUAAUCCGUCACAGCGCCCUUGUAGUCAUUUUUAUUUACCUACAUUGCUAUGUAAAAAUAUUUAUGUAACAUGUAAAAUAUGUUAAGUAAAGUCUGAGACAAUUGUGAUAGAAUACUAUUUAAUUUUUGAUUUCCCCUUGUAACAGCAGCUUAGUUUAAAUCUUAACAUUUUAGCAGAUACAUUUUGUUUAUAUACUACUUAAAUAAUUAUAUUUUUAAUAGAAUUAUUACUGCCCCUGACCAUUGUAUAUUUUGUUACAUUUGUCAAGAUAUUCCUGUUAUUACCCUCAUGAUGUCCACUAAAUCUCUUCAUAAUACUGAGAAGAAUUUCCUUGUUAUUUUAUUUGUUUUAAUCAUUUUGGAUUACUUUUAAUUCAAGAAGAACAGUCAAUUUUCUCUAAUUUGUAACAAUAGAGUGUGAUGUUUAUUUCCUAAUUUAGACAUUGUUUUAAGUUUAGACUCCUUUUUCAGGAUUUUUUAUGUUAUUAUAUUUUCCUUUUUAAGAUCUUAAUACAUUGCAAUCAAAGAUGAUUUUAUUUUCAUAUAGAGAAUGUGGUAAGUUUUUGUGGUUUGUGAUCACUUCAAUAACAAUCAGUGCUCUUAUUUAUAUACUAUAUUUUUUUUAUUUUAUUUAAAAGGUGUAAUUCUAUGGUGAAAUGGUUUUCAUAUGAGAAACCUUUUUGUUGAUUCUGAUUGGAUUGUCUAAUUUCAAUUUAGUGACUCACUAAAAUGAGGAAUGGUUUUUGUUAUAAAUACACAAGAAACCUUGAAUUACGAUAGAGGCAUUGUUUUUUUACAAUAUUUUGUUGAGUUACCUACCUACUUAUUUAUUGUUUUAGUAAAGGCAUGGUGUACUGUAAUACAUGUCAGUAACUAGCAUGAACUUGUUUUUCUUUUAUAUUGUAACUGGGUAAUUUUGCUUUCAAAUGUUACUAGAAAUGAUUUGUUUUUGUGUUUUAGGAUAAAACUCAUUGCAUGAGAUAAUUUGUGAAAAGAUCUUAGUUUUUAUACAUUAAUUUAUCAAUAAGAAAUUAAAUAUAAACAUUAUCAUCUGGAA